Messenger RNA from Chilo suppressalis (striped riceborer), 2347 nucleotides. NCBI's taxonomy places the organism in Eukaryota, Metazoa, Arthropoda, Insecta, Lepidoptera, Crambidae. The record is from the annotation of a GenBank genome assembly.
UUUCCAGAAUGUACCGGUGACGUCGAAUAACGACUGCCUGCCAUAUAAAGUCCCAUGCGUCAACGGCGCCAUUUUAUUUCAAGAAAAAUAGCCGUCAAUCGUGCACGUUUUCCGAGUGUUCUUCUUUUAUAAGUCUACAAGUUCUAGUUAAAUUUACACAAUGGCGAAAGCACCCGCAGUUGGUAUCGACUUGGGCACCACGUACUCGUGCGUGGGUGUGUUCCAGCAUGGCAAGGUGGAGAUCAUCGCAAACGACCAGGGCAACAGGACCACGCCGUCGUAUGUCGCAUUCACUGACACUGAGCGCCUCAUCGGCGACGCCGCCAAGAACCAGGUGGCGAUGAACCCAAACAAUACCAUCUUCGAUGCCAAACGUCUUAUUGGACGUAAGUUUGAAGAUGCCACAGUCCAAGCUGACAUGAAGCACUGGCCUUUUGAGGUUGUCAGUGAUGGAGGUAAACCAAAGAUUAAAGUAGCCUACAAAGGUGAAGAUAAGACUUUCUUCCCUGAAGAAGUAAGCUCAAUGGUGCUUACAAAGAUGAAGGAAACAGCCGAGGCCUACCUCGGUAAAACUGUGCAGAAUGCAGUAAUUACGGUUCCAGCAUACUUCAACGACUCUCAAAGACAGGCCACAAAAGAUUCAGGUACAAUCUCUGGUCUGAACGUUCUCCGAAUCAUCAACGAACCUACUGCUGCUGCGAUUGCUUACGGUCUUGACAAGAAGGGAGGUGGAGAACGUAACGUCCUUAUUUUCGAUCUUGGUGGUGGCACUUUUGAUGUGUCCAUCUUGACCAUUGAGGAUGGUAUCUUUGAGGUGAAAUCUACUGCUGGUGACACACAUUUGGGUGGAGAGGACUUUGACAACCGUAUGGUCAACCACUUCGUUCAGGAGUUCAAGAGGAAGUACAAGAAGGAUCUCACCACCAAUAAGAGGGCUCUGCGACGUCUCCGAACAGCGUGUGAGAGAGCGAAGCGAACCCUGUCUUCAUCCACCCAGGCCAGCAUUGAAAUUGAUUCCUUAUAUGAAGGUAUCGACUUCUACACGUCUAUCACCAGGGCGCGUUUCGAAGAACUGAAUGCUGACCUCUUCAGAUCAACCAUGGAGCCAGUGGAGAAGUCUCUCCGUGAUGCCAAGAUGGACAAGGCUCAAAUCCACGACAUCGUCCUCGUCGGCGGAUCCACCCGUAUUCCUAAAGUGCAAAAGCUGUUGCAAGACUUCUUCAAUGGCAAGGAGCUGAACAAAUCCAUCAACCCCGACGAGGCCGUCGCGUACGGCGCCGCCGUCCAGGCUGCCAUUCUCCACGGCGACAAGUCUGAGGAAGUACAGGACCUGUUGUUGCUUGACGUCACUCCCCUGUCGCUCGGUAUCGAGACCGCUGGUGGAGUGAUGACCACCCUCAUCAAGCGCAACACCACCAUCCCCACCAAGCAGACCCAGACCUUCACUACCUACUCUGACAAUCAACCCGGUGUGCUCAUCCAAGUUUUCGAGGGUGAGCGUGCCAUGACCAAGGACAACAACUUACUUGGAAAGUUCGAACUGACUGGCAUUCCCCCUGCUCCGCGUGGCGUGCCUCAGAUCGAGGUGACCUUCGAUAUUGACGCAAACGGCAUCCUGAACGUGUCCGCCGUCGAGAAGUCCACCAACAAGGAGAACAAGAUCACGAUCACCAACGACAAGGGCCGCCUUUCGAAGGAGGAGAUCGAACGCAUGGUCAACGAAGCUGAGAAGUACAGGAACGAGGACGAGAAACAGAAGGAUACCAUCGGCGCCAAGAACGCACUUGAGUCUUACUGCUUCAACAUGAAGUCGACGAUGGAGGAUGCUAAUCUGAAGGAUAAGAUUUCUGAGACUGACAAGCAGACCAUCCUCGACAAGUGCAAUGACACCAUCAAGUGGCUGGACUCUAAUCAGCUGGCUGACAAGGAGGAGUACGAGCACAAGCAGAAAGAACUGGAAGGCAUUUGCAAUCCAAUCAUCACUAAGUUGUACCAGGGAGCGGGUGGAGCCCCCGGAGGCAUGCCCGGUGGUAUGCCUGGUUUCCCCGGCGGAGCCCCGGGCGCCGGCGGCGCAGCCCCUGGUGGCGGCGCCGGCCCUACCAUCGAGGAGGUCGAUUAAACACAUUCCACUCUACCGAAAAUAUCGCGGGAUAUCUCUGCUUGCUUACUUCUUUGGCAUAGAGAUGCUCGUAAAAUAAAUAAAAGUAUAUUAAAAUAACAUUCUGCAUUUCAUUUAGUUAGUCUUUUUUGCCACAGUGGCAAUCGUAGGUUUCCUAUGCAUAGUGACAGAGCCGUAAAACAUUAAUUAAUAUACAUAGUGCUAUAGCGCAGGACCUUUAAUCAAAUU